Messenger RNA from Thrips palmi, 1236 nucleotides. Its product is annotated as MAD2L1-binding protein. The record is from RefSeq and is a predicted model, not a curated record. NCBI's taxonomy places the organism in Eukaryota, Metazoa, Arthropoda, Insecta, Thysanoptera, Thripidae. Gene Ontology annotation, biological process: regulation of exit from mitosis. The transcript has 4 exons. The coding region runs from base 148 to 966 and encodes 272 amino acids. Gene Ontology annotation, cellular component: nucleus.
CAUUCACAUUGCAGUUCAAUGAGCUUGAUCUUGGUAGUGUUGGUAACACUGCUGUUCAACAGUUCCUCUUGAACUGCAGAAAGAUUUUGUGGUUAAGCACUGUUAUAGUUGUGGUUGUCAACAACUUUUCCUGACUUAAAGACUAGUAUGUCGUCUCCUAUUCUAAUCAAUGUUGAACUUAAGGAUGCAUUAACAGCUUCUAGUUGCUCCCACCUCGCAGUAGAAUUUUUUAAACAUAUUGCAUAUCAGCGACAGCAAAUACCAUUCCCAUACAAACAAUUAAAGUCUGUUUUGAGUAGAAAAAUAGAACAGGAUUCUUCGACUGUCACUGGAGCUCGAAGUUGCCAGGCAGAAAAUGAAUUUAUUAAAGUCAAAGGAAUGUUUGAAUCUAUGCAAAACGCAUUUCAGAAUUUGGAAGAAGAGCUAUGUUCCCAUGAAGGGAUGAUUCAAGAAAUAGCGAUGAUCCUUGGAGCCACACCACUGAGCCCUCGAGAUGUUUAUAGAUUUCAAUUUCCUCCUCUUCUACUUGGGCACCUCGACUCCAAACACCCUCACCAAAGCAACUUGCUCUCAUUAUUCCGGUGCUUGAUUUCUUCUGAAGAUCUUCAUUCAUUUUUCAAACAACCUUUGUCACCAACCAAUAUGUUCUUAUUUAUUCGCAAAAAUAACACCAUUCUCGCUACAUCUGCCUUUACUCCAAAGGAGCGCUACAAUCUUCCUACUAGUGGAAAACAUGCUAUAAUUCGAUUGAUACCCCCCAGUGAUCCUCCAAAAUGCAUUUGUGGAGGGACUAACAUCUAUAGCGAUGAUGAAAGUGAUACUGGUGAAGUGAAAAGGCCUAUUGAUAACAAUGAGGUGGAAAAUUGUAGUUCACUCUGGUUUCAAGCCCAUCAAACAUUGAAGGGUUUCAAGGAUGUAAAAAUAAAUGGCGUCGCAGCUUCUACAAUGUGGUUACAAAGUAGAUAAUAUUUGUAAGCUAAUUUUGUUAGAAUAAUUGUUGUACCUCAAUGAAAAUCAAAAUCAAUUUUUCAAGGCAUGAUUUUAAGAGAGAUAUAUCUCAAUGUUUUCAAGACUGAUUCAUAUUAAUUUUUUGUAUCUCUUUUCCCCAUAUUAGUUGUGUCCACCUGAUUUGGAUCAUUGUUUAGACAUUAUCCAUGUCUAUGCUAUUUUUUUAAGCAUUUUGCUUGAUCCAUUAUUGAUAAUGAAUUCUAUAAUAAAAAGACAUUUUUAGAACAA